This is a messenger RNA of Malassezia globosa CBS 7966, 1005 nucleotides long. RefSeq lists its product as uncharacterized. The record is from RefSeq and is a predicted model, not a curated record. Bases 1 to 1005 code for a protein of 334 amino acids. The transcript has a single exon. NCBI's taxonomy places the organism in Eukaryota, Fungi, Basidiomycota, Malasseziomycetes, Malasseziales, Malasseziaceae.
AUGUGGGCACAAUGGCUAGGCCUCGUCGUAGGAAGUGUGCCUCUCGCCGUGCAGGGACUGGCUGGCUCGUCCAACAUGCCGACGAUUGACUACAUACCCAAUGACAUUUCGUCGAACUGUUCGACAUUGUUGACGCAGCUGGACGAGGACAACCUGUUCCAGCAGUGUACAGAGCCACUUAUCAAUGCGACGAAUGCAUUUGCUGUCGAGUCGACGACGGUGAACUCGUCAGAUGCGCUGCAAUCGUCGCUGAGAAAGCUGUGUGACUCUGGCACGGGGUGUGACCGCUCGCUCGUGAGGCAUUUCCUCGGCCAGUUCUGGGACCAGUGCUCGGACGAGCUGGAAAAGCCGAACGAUCAGGUACUCAAGUUGUAUAAUUAUCUGUACAUUUUCAAUCCCUUCCACGAUGCCGUGUGCUCAAAGGACCACACAGGCCAGUAUUGUCUCUCGUCUAUAGUCAGGACGAUGGCACAACAGGAAGACUCACAGCUUUCGCGCAUGUAUCGGCGCAGUGUUCCUGACGAUAUCGUUGCUGACGUGUACAGCGACGAGUAUUGGGAACGUGUGCUGGAGAGUAUUCCACGCAGCCGCAAUGUGUCUUUUGCCAAGACACCCAGCAACUCGAGCACAAAUACAACUCAGUUGCCAGAAGUCAAGCCACAGCAGGCAUUUUUCUUUCUCUCUGGGUCAUCGGAUAAGUCGUCUCUCUGUACGGAAUGCUCUCAGAACGUGCUGGCCGCGUACAUUGCGUUUGAGCUGACGUCGCCGUAUGCGCUUGGCCUGGAAAAUUCUGACGUGCUCAAGUCGCAACAUGAAAUCUAUGAUCACGCUCGCUCGCUGUGUGGUACAGAGUUCCUCCAGACAGUGAAUCAAAAAGCUGGUGUUCAGGGAUUUUCCGGCCCAGCGUCAUCGGCGACGGUGUCGUCGGUACGGCGGCCGCUUGAUCCGAGCUGGCUAUGCGCGUUGAUCGUGCUAGGGACAACUGUCUUGUGGUAUGCUAUGUAG